GGGCGGAGCGGCAGCCGGCAUGGGGGCCGGGGCGCUGGCCGUACGCCAAAGCAAAUCGGCUGUGAGACUGAAGGAGGACAUGAAAAAGAUAGCUGUGCUUCCACUGAACAAGCAGAGGGACACGACCUGUCCAAAGGUGUUUGGUGUGAGUCUUCUGGAGCUCCAGCAGCAGGGACUGAGCAAAAAUGGAAUCCCGAUAGUUGUGUGGAAUAUAGUGGAGUACCUCACCCAGCAUGGAAUGACACAAGAAGGUCUCUUCAGAGUGAACGGCAGCAUGAAAAUGGUGGAGCAGCUGCGUCUGCAGUACGAGCGUGGGGAAGAGGUGGAACUUGUUAAAGAUGGUGAUGUGUACUCAGCAGCCAGUCUGCUGAAACUGUUUUUGAGAGAGUUGCCAGAUGGAAUUAUCACGUCUGCCUUACAUCCCAGGUUCAUUCAGCUUUACCAGGACUCUAGAAAUGAUAUGCCGAAGGAAAGUUACUUGAAAGAACUCCUUAAAGAGUUGCCUGAUGCUCAUUACUGCCUGCUGAAGUACCUGUGCCACUUCCUGAUAAAGGUUGCUGAACAUCACGUAGAGAACAGGAUGAAUCUUUGCAAUCUUGCCACUGUAUUUGGACCAAACUUGUUUCACGUGCCCUCUGGAUUUGAAGGGAUAAAGGAGCAGGAGAUCUGCAACAAGAUAAUGACAAAAAUGCUGGAAAAUUACAAUACCUUGUUUGAAUUAGAAGGCUUGAAGAAGGAUGAAGAAAAGCCUGUAUGUGAAGAGCUAGCAAGAAUAAUUUUGGUAAAAAUGACCGAACUCCCAACGGAACAAUCCAGCCAAAUGUGCCUAUUGCCACAACCAGGCCAGUCAGAUGGAAUAUCUCAAGUCAGCCUCCAAUUAACAGACAGUGGUUCAUGUGGAAAGGAGAUGGACUUAGCAGAUGAAAUCUCCUUCAUUAACAAUGAUGUGUUUUUCUCCAGCUCCCAAGAAGAUGAGCGGCCUAUGUCACCCUUCUAUGUGAGUACCCACGUAUCACAAGUCAGUAGCAACGUUCCUGCUACGGGAGAGUAUUUAGAGAAGACAAUCCGCUCAGCCGUGGAGCAGCAUCUCUUUGAUGUUCAUGGCUCAGGCGGCCAGAGUUCAGAGGACUCUGAAUCCGGGACAUCUUCAGCCUCUUCUAAUGUGUCUGCCAGGCAGAGGAGGCGACACCUCAAAGAGCAGGAGGAAGCCCGGAGAAACAGAGACAUGGAAGUUGUCAACAAGGAAAACAUUCCCUCUGGAUUCAGCAGUCUUGAAGAUUGUAUUCUAGCAGCUCAAGAUGUAGAAAAAUUGCAAGACACCAGUUCCGGAUACCUUAGUGAAAGGAAUAAAUCAAAACGGCAGAAAUCCAGCACCAAGCUCUCAGAGCUUAAUGACAACCAGGACAGUCCUGUGAGUAUGGAAAGCUUUAGCUCCUCCAAGCCUGUAGACAGAACAGGACCUGAUGACAUGGAAAUUUUACCUGAAGAAAGCAAAGAAAGUGAAAACGAUGAGGUUUUUUUCAGGCAUUCUCAGCUGACUUCAAGUAUGAAGAUUCAAGAACAUCCAAGCAUGCCUGAAAACAAGUUACAAAGAAAUCAAGAUGCUGAUGAUCAAGAAAACAGCUUUGUAUCUGAAGUGCCUCGGCUGGAUUUAACAUCACUGUGUGAUGACAACAACUGGGAAGAGCCCAUCCCUGCUCUCUCCUCAUGGCAGCGAGACAGCUUAGACUCAGAUGAGGCUCGCCUUUCCCCGCAGGCCGGGCGCUUGAUUCGCCAGCUUCUGGAUGAGGACAGCGAUCCCAUGCUGUCCCCUCGCUUCUAUGCCUAUGGACAGAGCCAACAGUACCUGGAUGAUACAGAAGUGCCUCCUUCUCCUCCCAAUUCUCAUUCCUUCAUGAGGAGACGGAGUUCGUCUUUAGGAUCUUAUGAAGACGACAGAGAAGACCUUACCCCUGCACAGCUCACCCGGAGGAUUCAGGGGUUGAAGAAAAAGAUCAGAAGAUUUGAGGACAAAUUCGAAGAGGAGAGGAAAUACAGACCUUCCCACAGUGACAAAGCAGCCAACCCUGAAGUGCUCAAAUGGACAAAUGAUUUGGCCAAAUUCCGAAAGCAACUUAAAGAGUCAAAACUGAAGAUAUCGGAGGAAGACCUUGGCCCCGUUGUGCGUCAGCGCAGCAACACGCUCCCCAAGAGCUUCGGCUCUCAGCUGGAGAAGGAGGAUGACAAGAAGCAAGACCUGUCAGAUAAAUCUGCCAAGCCUGCCGUGGAAGUGACCCUUGACUCCAUCCAGAAGAAACUUCAAGAGAAACGAGCAGAGACAAAUCGACCUGAAGACAUUAAGGACAUGACGCGAGAUCAGAUAGCAGCUGAAAAAGUGGCUCUUCAAAAAGCUUUGCUGUAUUAUGAAGGCAUUCAUGGCAGACCGGUUACCAAAAAUGAACGGCAGGUGAUGAAGCCAUUGUAUGACAGGUAUCGCUUGGUCAAACAGAUCCUCUCCAGAGCCAACACCAUCCCUAUUAUUGGUUCCCCCUCCAGCAAGCGGAGAAGCCCUUUGCUGCAGCCAAUUAUCGAGGGCGAAACAGCUUCCUUCUUCAAGGAGAUAAAGGAAGAAGAGGAGGGGUCUGAGGAGGACAGCAAUGUGAAGCCAGAUCUCACCAUCACCAUAAAAACAGAUUUCAGCGUGCGCAGCUUCUUGGAUCAACUAGAAGAUGAUGCUGAUGGCUUUGUUUCCCCCGUGGAUGAUAAGAUGCCGUCUAGGAGCAGUCAGGAUAUGGGGCUUUCAAAUCUCCAUGAAGCAUCCAUCCCUGAACUGUUAGAGCAGCUCCAAGAAGUCAGGGAAGAGAAAAAGCGAAUCAGAAAAAAAUUGAGAGACUUUGAAGAUAACUUUUUCCGACAAAAUGGAAGGAAUGUGCAGAAAGAAGACCGCACUCCCAUGGCUGAAGAGUACAAUGAAUACAAGCAGGUUAAGGCCAAACUGAGGCUGCUGGAAGUCCUGAUCAGUAAGAGAGAUAUUAGCUCCAAGAUCAUGUAACGGAGGAGAUUGUUUUUGCCAAUAAACAAAGAGGAGAGAGCACCAAAUGGACAAAUGCAUGAAGUGGAUGCAGCAGGAGCCUGACUGGGAGAGCUGAGGAGCUCCCUGGGAACUGAAGGGUCAUUGCCGGAGGUGGGAGAGGGAGGAAAGGUGGAUUUCUGUCACUCUCUACAUUUGUUGUUGCCCACUCUUUCUCCAGGCCUGAUGCCCAAAAUGGAGUUUGCCAGUGUAGGAGACACAACACUGCGCUCAGUGACUGCACUGAAGGGAUCCUACUGUAUUGAUUUGCUUACAGAUCCUAUAACAUUUAGAAUAUCAAAGCCAGCCAUGCUGUUCUUUCUUUUUCUCCAGGAUAUUAUAGCAAGAGGCAAAAUAGGAUUAAUAGUAAUGAAAUCAUCAAAUAGCUUCUACUUGAGUUGAACAGACAAGUGCUCUGACCAAUCUCAUGUUAAGGCACAGGUCAGGCAGCACCAAGACUGUUCACUUGUAGUAAAGAUUUGCUCAGACUUUUGACCUGUUUGGAGUCCAGCAUCUUCUGUUGCUCUAGAGAAAUGCUGUAAUAAUCUCCUUGUCAUCAGCCAGAGCUGGUGUGAGUUGCAGUUUUGCCCAGGCUUGAGUUGGGUUUUCUUCCCAUGUUUUUGAUGGCCAGUUCAACUGAAGUAGAAGUGCCUGCAUAUUUGGGAUAGUGAAGAAAAUGAGCCAUGCAGCCAAGUUCUUACCAGCUUGUUCUGCUUGGAGGGUGAUACUGAGACCUUCUGACCACGUUUGGGUAACAGGGAAGAGAAGAGGUUUUCAAAGCUUUAAGUCAGAAUCCCUUGUGAUUAUGGUGGUUGUUAAAUAUCUGGUGUCAAAUGUGUGGUAGAUACCUGGAAGACACACCCCAUUAGUAGAUGUGCUUCAUCGUGAUACAGACACCUGAGCCCAAGCUGAACAGUCCACAUGGGUGUCCCACAAACUCACCUAAAUUUUCUUCUUUUGUGCAUAUCACACCUGUGUGAGCUGCAGCAGAAACAAUGAUGGUGGCAGCAGAGGAUGGGUUUUUCUUCCCAUUGUAGGAGGUAUGGCAGUACAGAGGGUACCGCAGGGAACUGAGAGCAUGGAGCUGUGCUCUGCCUGUGGAAAGGGCACCUGUCUUGAGGGCAAUCUUUGACAAUUUACUGUUUCCAAAUUUGUAUAUGACUUUCAGAAAAUAAAGUCCUGGGACACCUGAUUCAGGUGCUCUUGUCAAACAGGUGCAGCCUGAAGGAGAGAAAGGCCCCGAGUUCAGAGACACCAGGUCACUGAAAGGGCUCAUAGUUCCGCCAUCCUGGGACACCAGGGCUCGCUCUCCCACUCCAGAGGCUUAAGUGCACCCCUUGCUUCACCCUGAUACCCAAGGGAGGGCAGUUCUGUAAUGCUUUCUUCAGCUCCCCAGGGGAUCAUUGCCAAUGUACAGAAGCCAAAUAGCCAAGAUGAAAUCCAGUGUUGGUUGUAGCCAGGCCUCAUGCAUGUCACACCAGAGGAGCCCAGAACAACUUCUCCCCCUUCCUUCUUUAUUAAGGGCAAGUGGGCUCACAAAUAGUUGUAUUUGGGUUGUGGUACUUCAAUUUAUCCCCUCUCACUUGCAAUGUGUGCUGUGUGUGUUCUUGCCAAAAUUGCUGCUAUUUUGGUCUCUUUGGGAUCCCUUGAACUCUUCCAAAGGCAGCCAUGGGUUGCACGUGCCCUUUGUUAGUCAGGAGGGGUGUCCUGGUUUAGGGCAAAUUCCCCCAACUUGUUCGGGAAAAGAUUUCCUUGGAGAAAAGUGGAAAAAACCUGUUUAUUUAACAAGCAAAGCACCCACAAACAUAAAAAAUGAACAAUACCAAACAAUAAAACCUUUUGUUGUUCCAAAGAGAUGGCAACUUCAGAAAGUCUUUUCCGUGGGGUAUAGCUCAGCUCGCUGUGUGUCUCUCAGUCCCUCCGGCGCUGGAAUCCAGCAUCCUGGCUCUGGUGGGCCACACAUAUGAGCUCUCAGUGUUCUUCUGAGAUUUCGGUCCAAAGCAAUUUUGAACAGUUUCAAGACAAGGAAAAGCCACAGUCCAAGGAACUUUACUGCCUCAGCUAGCUAAAACCUAACUAAAAGCAAAGGAGAGCUCUGUCGCACUGUCUGUGCUGCAGACAACACAGUCCAGGAGCAGAAUGUGGAGGAGCAAGUGCAGUUUCUGCAAACAAACUGUGCCUUCUUUGCCCCCCUUCACUCUUGGAACCAGUCUUAGAGGUGCAAAACCUAAUAUCCUGCAUAAACAGAACAGGCAAUUGGGGAUACAAGCAUCAUAAAGUCACCCCAGGACAUUGGGUAAGGCAGAGUUAGGUGUUAGUGAAAGCACUUGGGAUGGGGACUUAUGGCUUGGUUUGGUUUUUUGUCGAUUGCAGAAUUGCCUGUUCCAUAUAAAACCAGCAAAGACUGAAUUUUGUAUUUCCCAACCGUCCAGAGGACUUGUGUGCUGACCUAGGGUUUGGCUUUUCAGAGGUGCUGAGGUCCCAUCUGAGAUGGGAUCUCCUCUGAUCCUUGGAGUGUGUUAACUGGGCUGACAGGUUGGCUCAAAAAAUGCUUUGAAGGGAAGCCUGAGCAGGGUAAACCCCUGUCCCUACACAGGGCAGCCCAGGAAUCCAUAGCUGUGCCUUUGCCUGCUCCCACAGGCUCUUCGUCUCAUUGUCAGCUCUCCCUAGUUAUUUUAGGGAAAGCAGCUGAGCCAAGCUGGCUGCAGCGUCAUUCUGCUGGUGGAAGUGUGGGAUGAGAAAGAAUUCUGGGUUACCAAAAGGUCCUUAACACUGUCUCAUUUUUAUAUUGUUCAGGCCCAGUUCAGGAAAGCAAAAGCCUAGAUGGUGAGCAUGUGCCUCAAGCUGGCCUGCCUUCGGGAUAUUGCCGAGUUAAAAUGGAGUAAAACCUGUGUGCUUUGCAGAAUCUGGGCCUGGACACCUUUAAAUGGAUGAGAGAAGCAAUUUCUGCUCUUUUUCAUAAUCAUGCAUUUUUUCAGUAGGCUGAGGCUUCCCAGGCUUAUGUUUUCUCUGCUUAUUUUUAAAAGCUUCUUUGCACUGUGUACUGAUAAAUUACCUGUUUUGCUGCUGUUGGGGGUUAAGUUUCUUUGCUUUUGUUCCUUUUUACUUGCAGAAUUUUUUCCCAUAAGUUGCUAGGAAGCACUUAAGACUGGGUACUUCAGAAAAACAAAA
Molecule: messenger RNA, 6220 nt
Organism: Pseudopodoces humilis (Tibetan ground-tit)
Lineage: Eukaryota; Metazoa; Chordata; Aves; Passeriformes; Paridae
Gene: FAM13A
Product: family with sequence similarity 13 member A
Biological process (GO): signal transduction
Source: RefSeq, a predicted model, not a curated record